AUGCCUCGUGGUCACAAGAGUAGGCUCCGUGCUCGUGAGAAGCGCCGUCAAAACAGAGCUGAGACCCAAAGUCUUAAGAGUGCUGAGGGCACUAAUGGAAAGGAAGAAGAGGCUGCUUGCUCCUCCUCUUCUGUCCUGGAGGACCCUCCCUUGAGCUCCACUGGUGCUGGCCCUCUCCGGGCACCUUCGAGCACCCCAGUCUCCACUGGUGCUGCUGCAGGUGUUUCAUGUGAAAGAUCUGCUGGGAAAGCUAAGGGCCGUGUUCAUAAAAGUAAAAAUUCUUCUGGGGCUUCAACUUCCACUGGGAGCCCUGGCAAAGAUCUUCUAAGGAAGAAGGCUACUCAGUUGGUGGAGUACCUGAUGUAUCAGUAUAAAAUGAAAGAGUCCAUUAAGAAGGCAGACAUGCUGAAGGUAGUACACAAAUGGUACAGAAAGGACUUCCCUGAGAUUCUCAGGAAAGCCUGUGAGCGCAUAGAUCUGUUUUUUGGCCUAGAAUUGAAAGAAGUCAAGCCCAACAGUAACUAUUACAUACUUGUUGACAGUCAUGAUGACACCAGCAAUGGGAGUCUGAGCAGAGGCUGGAGAUUUCCUUUGAAAGGGAUUCUAAUGCCUCUCCUGAGCGUGAUCUUCCUCAAUGGCAACCGCGCCUCCGAGGAGGAGAUCUGGGAAUUCCUGAAUACGUUGGGCAUCUAUGAUGGAAAAAGUCACUUAAUUUUUGGGGAGCCCAAGAAGCUUAUCACCCAAGAUUUGGUGCAGGAAGAAUACCUGGUGUACCAGCAGGUGCUCAACAGUGAUCCUCCACGCUACGAGUUCCUGUGGGGUCCAAAAGCCCUAGCUGAGAGCAGCAAGAUGAAAGUCCUAGAGUUUUUGGCCAAGCUCAAUGAUAGUGAUCUCACAGCCUUCCCAUGUUAUUAUGAAGAGGCUUUGAAAGAUGAGGAAGAGAGAGCCCAAGCCAGACCCCAGGCUGAAACCAGGGCUGGCAGUCCUUCCAAGGCCAGCAGUCACCCCACAGCCACAUCCAGCCACUACCCCCACCCUGAGUGA
Pteronotus mesoamericanus is the source of this 1044-nucleotide messenger RNA. RefSeq names its product melanoma-associated antigen B4-like. The transcript has a single exon. NCBI's taxonomy places the organism in Eukaryota, Metazoa, Chordata, Mammalia, Chiroptera, Mormoopidae. The coding region runs from base 1 to 1044 and encodes 347 amino acids. Gene Ontology annotation, cellular component: nucleus. Gene Ontology annotation, biological process: negative regulation of transcription by RNA polymerase II. The record is from RefSeq and is a predicted model, not a curated record.